This is a messenger RNA of Salvia hispanica, 1172 nucleotides long. RefSeq names its product ethylene-responsive transcription factor RAP2-7-like. Lineage: Eukaryota; Viridiplantae; Streptophyta; Magnoliopsida; Lamiales; Lamiaceae. The record is from RefSeq and is a predicted model, not a curated record. Gene Ontology annotation, molecular function: DNA binding; DNA-binding transcription factor activity. Gene Ontology annotation, biological process: regulation of DNA-templated transcription.
UCUUGGUUGUUAAAUUAUUGAUCUGUUGAUAAAAUCAAGUACAGUAGUAUGGAUUAUGGAACUUCCACUUGUUAUCAUCCAUCUUCUCUUCUCCUCUCUUUAGCCUAAUGCUCAUUGCUCCUCCAUUUCUCAUUUCUAGAGAGAGAAAAGGUUCAACAAAGAUUCAACUUGAAGACAGAGAGUAUAGGGCGUGAUGUUUGAUCUGAAUCUGAGCAACGAAGAGGCGUGUGCAUGUAGCGAUGGUGAUGGUGGGGUGGUGACGAGGGAGCUGUUCCCGGCGAGUGUCCACGCACCACCUCGGAAGGGGCGUAGGGGGCCCAGGUCCCGAAGCUCCCAAUACAGAGGGGUUACCUUUUACAGAAGAACCGGCCGAUGGGAGUCACAUAUUUGGGAUUCUGGGAAACAAGUUUAUUUGGGUGGAUUUGACACUGCUCUUUCCGCAGCAAGAGCUUAUGAUAGAGCUGCAAUUAAGUUCCGUGGCGUUGAAGCCGACAUCAACUUCACCCUCACUGAGUAUGACCAAGAUAUCAAACAGAUGAAGAACAUGUCCAAGGAGGAGUUUGUCCACACACUUCGUCGACACACCACCGGAUACUCCAAGUACAGAGGACUAUCCGCCCGGAUGGCCGCCAACAAGGCUUACGACAAGGAAGCUGUCGAGUCGAGCUCAUAUGAUAACAGUCUUGAUUUGAAGUUGGGGAUUUCGACGCCUUCUUCCAAAGAGAUUGGAAAUUUGGGGGGGUUUCAGUUCCAUAUUCAAAAUGCAAAUAUGUUAAAGGAAAGGGCCAGCCAGGAACACACCGGGUUGGGUUCGAUCUCAGAGGAAGUGAGGUGGGCGUGGCAAAUGCAUGAUCAGGUUCGUGCAACACCAAUUACUGCAGCAGCAUCAUCAGGAUUCUCAUCACCUGUCGUCUCCAAUUCUGCUUCGUCCCUCAGUCUCUGCUUCUCGUCCAAUCCCACCGACAUCUCUCAGAUCAGAUCCUUGUCUCCACGCCAUUAGUGUGGGGAAUUGUCUUGCUUUUAUUCUUUUCUAGAGAGAAUUGGUUUGUUGAUGGGUAGUAGUAGUAUUAGAUUGUAAGAAUGCAUCUACACAUCAACAACAUAUAUUAAAAAAUUUGUUCUGUAUUCAACAAAAUACAAAAGCUUGAAUAUGGCUCAUUCAAUCCUUGAAA